CGCAUCGUGUCUGAUUCGGACAACCAACAUUAUUAUGGUCGACUUUUCGCAACGUCGGUCAGAGCGUGACUCCAGCUACCACAGCACACUCCCUUCGUACAUUUUCCGGCCUUUGCUCAAGUUCAGAAGGCUGUCGAUAGUCAAAUUCGUUGCCGUUGGAAACUACCACCUUAAUGAUUGGUUCAUUGAGGGCGCCGGGGCUGCCUGGCCGGAUCUUCUUGAAUUGAAGUUCAUCCCAGCGGAACCUGUCACUUCUCAGGUCACAUUCACCGCCGUGCUCCCAUUGGUAUCAAGGUGCAGAUCGCUUCAUAGCCUACUGCCACUACAUCCAGCAUUCGAUGCCACACAUCUUCCGACGCUUCCUCAUGCACCACACGGAAACUGGGAGCUUUGGCGCGCGCACACAGCCCUCCGCGAGCUGCAUGUCGGAAACUCGAAGGCGGCGGAAGCGGCAGAUGUCUUUUUCCUCCUAGCUAAGGUGUUUCCGAACCUGGCUGAUCUCGCCUGGUGUGAAUCUCUCAAUCCGUCCGAUGUUACUGUGUGGAAAGAAAUAAUACGAUUGUGGAAUCAACAGGCGAAACUUUGGAAACCGGCUCGAAGUAUGGCAGCUUCCUUGUCAGACUUCCUACUGGAGCCGCCGUCGGAGGCAGAAGACUGGGUGGGGGAGGACGGUGACUGGCUUCAGGGAGAAUAGGAGGUCUUAAUGUGACUUCAUAUGUACUAGUGUGAUAUAGUAGCUGCAGCUGUUGUAUAUGUCUGCUCUGUAUGUGUAUUUUUCUGGUGUUGGUCAUUGAAUGCUGUGAAUAUUUGAAUCGUUGUUU
Molecule: messenger RNA, 821 nt
Organism: Suillus clintonianus
Lineage: Eukaryota; Fungi; Basidiomycota; Agaricomycetes; Boletales; Suillaceae
Exons: 2
Coding region: 35-694 (219 amino acids)
Source: RefSeq, a predicted model, not a curated record